AUGAUGAAGAAGGAUCGCGAUGAAGAGCUGUCAUGGGCGAACUUAAAGACCGUUCUCCGUAUUGACGAGGCGACGUUGACAUACUGGGCAGCGAGAGACGCGUGGAAGAUCGCUGACCGCUUUGUUCUUAGUGAGAACGGCGUGCUUUACUACCUAGAAACGAGACUUCUGAGAGGUGACCACCUGCAAGAGAAGCCAGCACUGCGUCUAGUGGUACCCACCACGAUGAUUCAAGAGGUAUUACAAAACUGCCACGACUCGCUGGAAGGUGGUCAUCAAGGUAUCGCACGAACCUUCUACCGGGUGAAAUUGGAUUACUACUGGAUCGGUCUAUACGCAGAUACCGCAAACCAUGUACGCUCUUGUCCCGACUGUAGCUCGAGUAAUAGCCGACCGAAGCUUCGCGGGUACUUACCUGGCAACGUUCUGGCAGGGCGACUAUUUCAAAUCGUGUCUAUGGCUUUCGUCAUACCUUUGCCGGAGGCUCCGUGA
Molecule: messenger RNA, 492 nt
Organism: Phytophthora megakarya
Lineage: Eukaryota; Oomycota; Peronosporomycetes; Peronosporales; Peronosporaceae
Source: the annotation of a GenBank genome assembly